UGACGUCAUCAUCCAGCGUCCAUUCAGCCCGACUCAGCGUUUGAAACAACUAUAUUUGCAGCGACAUAAAAAGGCAAUUUUACUCCAAAUCCUUCAUCUUACGGGUAACCUAAAAUGAUCGAUAUGAUCGAAAAGGAGGACGCGGUCAUCAGCGAAGAGGAGGCGGCACAGUACGAUCGCCAGAUUCGAUUGUGGGGGUUGGAUGCACAAAAACGAUUGCGAGGGUCCCGUGUGCUGCUGGUAGGUUUAGGUGGUCUGGGGGCAGAAGUGGCCAAGAACUUGAUCCUGGCAGGAGUUAAAGGCCUCACUUUGCUGGAUCAUGAACAGGUGUCAGUGGAGUCAUGUCGAGCUCAGUUUCUGGUCCCUGUGACGGCCCAGGGUCAGAAUCGUGCUGCAGCCUCUCUGGAGCGCGCACAGAACCUCAAUCCAAUGGUGGAGGUCCACGCAGACCCUGACAAAAUUGAAGACAAACCUGACGACUUCUUUUUGCAAUUUGAUGCAGUGUGUCUGACAGGCUGCUCCCGGGAUCUGAUGGUUCGGGUCGACCAGCUCUGUUCUCAGCGCAGCAUCAAGGUCUUCUGUGGGGAUGUCUACGGUUACUAUGGUUACAUGUUCUGCAACCUCGGCCAGGAGCACAACUACGUUGAGGAGAAACCCAAAGUAGUGAAACCCAGUGGAGAAGCCAACGAUGGGCCAGAAGUGAAGAAAGCCAAAGUGGACCCCAAUGAGACCACCAUGGUGAAGAAGACGGUGGCUUUCUGCUCUCUGAAGGAGGCUCUGGAGGUGGACUGGACCAGUGACCAGGCCAAAGCCAGUCUGAAGCGCACGCCUGUGGAUUACUUCCUGCUUCACGUUUUGUUAAAAUUUCGUACCGACAAGGGUCGCGACCCCGACCCCCAGUCCUUUGCAGAGGACAGUGAGCUGCUGAGGCAGAUCCGUGACGACGUCCUCGAGGCCCUGGCGGUGAACAGUGACCUCCUCAGUGACGACUUCAUCAGCUACUGCUUCUCUGAGAUGUCUCCAGUCUGCGCCGUAGUGGGAGGAGUUCUGGGACAGGAAGUCGUCAAGGCUCUGUCCCAAAGAGACGCUCCUCAUCGCAACUUCUUCUUCUUUGACGGUCGCAAAGGCAACGGCGUGGUCGACUUCUUUGGACCAAAGUAAACUUCUUCUUCUCAUGGGUUUAUUUAUACCAGUACCUGCUCCACUAGUCAUCCAAUGUUCUGUUGUUCAUCUGUCUGUUGUCUGACCUUGACAAACGACAUGUUUACUGUACGACUUUUUUACAUUUGCUAAUAAAUGUUGUUGAACAAAACA
Messenger RNA from Betta splendens (Siamese fighting fish), 1314 nucleotides. It is a transcript of the gene sae1, whose product is annotated as SUMO1 activating enzyme subunit 1. Lineage: Eukaryota; Metazoa; Chordata; Actinopteri; Anabantiformes; Osphronemidae. Gene Ontology annotation, cellular component: cytoplasm; SUMO activating enzyme complex. The transcript is spliced from 9 exons. The record is from RefSeq and is a predicted model, not a curated record. The coding region runs from base 115 to 1161 and encodes 348 amino acids. Gene Ontology annotation, biological process: protein sumoylation. Gene Ontology annotation, molecular function: SUMO activating enzyme activity.